Molecule: messenger RNA, 2207 nt
Organism: Polyodon spathula (Mississippi paddlefish)
Lineage: Eukaryota; Metazoa; Chordata; Actinopteri; Acipenseriformes; Polyodontidae
Exons: 9
Coding region: 96-1889 (597 amino acids)
Source: RefSeq, a predicted model, not a curated record
CCGCCGACAGGAAACGCCCAUUGCAAGCUGGUAGAUAGCGAAAGUGCUGCGGAGCGGAGUCUCGGGGUUUUUCAGAUUUCUUUUUCCAGAGUUGGAUGUUUACCACCCUGAUGGAGGAAAAAAUUUCCCGAAUUUGUAACUAUCUUUCAAAACGAGAGUAUCCGGAAAAUUACUCCAGCUCACAGAAACAAAACCUCCGCCAUCUGAGCAGCAGGUUCUCUCUGAUCGAUGGGACGCUUUAUCACUACUCUAAAGGUAAGAAGCGCAGGGUGCUCAGGACGCUGCUGGAGACGCAAGCCGUGUUUAACGAGUUUCACCACGCGUGUGCAGCGGGCAAUCACAACGGCAUCGUCAAAACCAGAGAGGCCAUCUCCUCCCUGUUCUACUGGCCCGGGAUGUCGAAGGACAUCGAGGACAUGGUGGAGAGGUGUGAAAAGUGCCGCGCAGCUCGGAGAUUGCAGAGUCUCAGGCUCUAUUAUCCAGGAGCCGUGCUGCCCAAACACAGCGACCCACAGGGCCCCCUACUGGAUCCCGUCACAGCCGGCGAUAGCGCUCCCUGGAGGCUGUGGCAGGGCGAAGGAGAGGAGGAGAUCCAGGAGGGAGAAGGGGGGCACUGCGACACCCUCACCCCAGCCACAGAGGGGCACCGCAGGGUCAUCGUCAUCUCCAACCCCGGCACUCUGAGCGUGAAGGAGGAGGAGGAGAAGGAGGAGGAAGAGGGGGGUUUCAAACACGAGUCCCGCGAGAGUGACAUGGAGGCCAUCCCGAAGCUGGAGCGGGACCAGGAGCCGGAGCAGCACAGCGACCCCGACAAGGGCCCCGCUGCCGGGCCAGAGGGGGCUGGGAGGCAGGCCGGCACUGGGAGUGAUGGGGGCCGGUGUGCAGGGGCUGGUAGCGGAGCUGGUUUUGUCUCUGAUGCUGGCCGGCUCAGGGGUCCCGUGACGGAGGGGGUCCUGGCAUCCCGCAGUCUCCAGCGGUCCCACGCCCGAUGGUCUGAUGAAGACACGCUCGCCAUGCUGUCCGUGGUGGCGCGGCUGGGCGUGGCCUGCCAGCUGGACAGGAAGUGUCGGAGCAGCGCAGGACUCUGGGAGAGGGUGCGGCUGGCCCUGGCGGAGCGCGGGAUCCCGAGAGAGGCGGGGCUCAUCCGCUCCCGCUGGACCGCGCUCAAGCAGAUGUACUGGAAGGAGAAGGCCAGGAGGAGGCAGUGUGGAGCGACAGGCAGCAACAGCAGGUUCUUCAAGACGAUGGAUGUCCUGCUGACCAGGACCCCCCGGGAGCCGCGGGACGAGGACAGCUCCUCCGGCUCCCCCUCACUCCCCGGCCUCGUGCCCCCCUCUCCUCCCCACCCCCGGCCCCGCCCCAUCCCGGACCCUGGCUCCUCCCCUUCCUCUUUGGACUCCUCUCCAUUUGCAAGGGAGCGGGACUGGAGGACAGACGCCCAGAGAGACACUGAGGGGGACGGGGCGAGGGAGAGCUCGGGCUGGGGACAGUCUGCUCUCCAGCCCCCCCUGCUGGACUCAGGGGAUCCCACAACCUCGCUCCCCUACAGCAGAAAAAAAGAGACGGUUUCACACAGCCAGGGGCCUGCUUCCCCGCCCGAGGGCUGUACCGCUGGUUUCCAGGAGAGGGCGCUGUCUCUGCUGUCAGACUUCUUGCAGGAGCAGCGCAGCUUCCAUGCACAGCUGCUGCAGGAGCAGAGGGAGCUGAGAGCUGCACUGGAGCGGACGGCACACACACAUGAGCAGAGCAUCACCCUGCUGAGGCAGCUGCAGGGGGGAGGGGCCACACCAGAGGCCACACCCCCCGGCAACAGAGGAGGAGGAGGAGUCACACACACUGGAACACAGACCACAAGCAGAGGCCACCCCCACCGACAGAACUCAGCCUGAAGCCACACCCACCCACAGAGGAGGGUUUGGUGCUGCCUCAGCCCCUCGUCUUGCUGGAGUGGUAGGGGCCGGGCGGAGGACGGUUUGGUGCUUCUUCAGCCCUCGUCUUGCUGGAGUGGUAGGGGCCGGGCGGAGGAGGGUUUGGUGCUUCCUCAGCCCCUCGUCUUGCUGGAGUGGUAGGGGCCGGGCGGAGGAGGGUUUGGUGCUUCCUCAGCCCUCGUCUUGCUGGAGUGGUAGGGGCCGGGCGGAGGAGGGUUUGGUGCUUCCUCAGCCCCUCGUCUUGCUGGAGUGGUAGGGGCCGGGCGGAGGAGGGUUUGG